UUUUUUUCCUAGACUUAAACUAUCAGAUUAUAAUGAUAAUUACAGGCAAGAUGCACGUUUUGGAAACUCAUACUGGGCGGAGGAUCAUUUCUGGCGCUAUCUGCUACGCGUCCUCACGUCCUGGGCGAUAGUUUAUGAUGUCACAUAUCUGGAGCCACAACAAAAACGACCAGAAGAAAGUAAAGAGGACUUCGCGCAACGCGUGCAGAAAGUUAUUGCCGACACUGCGUGUGCUGAAAGUCUCGGCUUCGACGGGCGUCUAUGGUAUAUGAAACAUGAGCAGGAACGAAUGAAACGUCUUCAAAUGAGAAAUGUCGCAAGUCGUUUGAAAAAGUUCUUGAACGAAGAGGCCCACUCACCGCAAACGGCAGUGUCUUGGCUAAAAGCACCUAAAAUAUUGAAUGGUGUUAAAACGCCGCCACUGUCAUCCAGCAUCUCGUCUGAUCCAGCAAUAUUAACGCUAAGGAAAAUAAAUUCAUAA
Gongylonema pulchrum is the source of this 481-nucleotide messenger RNA. The record is from the annotation of a GenBank genome assembly. NCBI's taxonomy places the organism in Eukaryota, Metazoa, Nematoda, Chromadorea, Rhabditida, Gongylonematidae.